AAUUACCAAUAAACCUUGCCGAUCUCCUCCUGAUUGCAACCGAAAUAGAACUUGCGAAGGGAGGGAGGGAGAGAGAAGGGGAAUCACAAAUGUCCGGGCUCGUCCCCGGUGCAUUUAUUUGGAUACACGUAUGUGUACGAAAUGAAUGACUGAGUGAUUGUAGCGAUUGGAGUGAAAGCGCGGGGCUGCUGCUGCUGCUGCUCAGAAACACGGUACGUGUUGGGUUGAUUCCAACGGGAUAACACAUUGCUCUGUGAGAUGGAUCCCUGUGCGCCACUCUACUAGUUGGGGAAAUAUUGGAUCUGCGAUUUGUUAUCUGAAGGAGAUAAAGGCGGCUGACCGUGGCAAGCUGGAGGUCUGCACAAGCUGAACUAACUCUCUGGAGUUUGGGUGCUUGAAGAGGAUGAAAACAUUUUGUCUCAGAUGCAGGUGAUGGUGACAUACCGUGUCUGUGCAAUGUUCCUACGUGUGGGAUGAAGGGGCUCGAGGCUACGUUGAUUAUCUUCUCACUGGAACAGAUUCAAUCCUAGGAAUGCCGUUGCUCGCCUGCAUACUUGCACACAAUCUGCUACAGGUUCCAUACAAUGGGAGUUCCACGAUCCACCAUGAGUGAGAACACAGACGAGCAGAGCUUGUACAACAAUGCCUUGGCUUGGCUAAUCUGUUCGGGGCUUUCACUGCUAGCCAACACCUGGGGAAUCCUGAGCGUCAGCGCCAAGCAGAAGAAAUGGAAGCCACUGGAAUUCCUCAUCUGCACAUUGGCCGGUACACACAUUCUUAACGUGGGUAUCCCCAUCACCAUGUACUCAGUCAUCCAACUCAGGAGGCAACAUUCGGACUAUGAAUGGAACGAGGGGCUGUGCAAAGUGUUUGUCUCCACUUUCUAUACGCUGACCCUGGUGACAUGCUUCUCUGUGACCUCCCUGUCCUAUCACCGCAUGUGGAUGGUACGGUGGCCAGUCAAUUACAGGUUGAGUAACACCAAGAAGCAAGCUGUGCACACAGUGAUGGGAAUCUGGAUGGUAUCCUUUAUCCUAUCUACAUUGCCCGCAGUAGGCUGGCAUGACACCACAGAACGUUUCUACGCCAAGGACUGUCGUUUCAUUGUCACGGAGAUAGGCCUCGGUUUUGGGGUCUGUUUCCUGUUAUUGAUUAGUGGGAGUGUAGUGAUGGGUGUGGUAUGCAUUGGCAUUGCCCUCUUUCAAACUUUCACCAUUCAAGCUGGAAACAACGCCAACAAGAACAAAUUCAAUGUACCCACGAUAGUGGUGGAAGAUGCACAGGGUAACAGGAGGUCAUCCAUUGAUGGCUCUGAACCAUUAAAAACCUCUCUCCAGAUAACUUACUUAAUCAGUGGAAUAGUUUUUAUCUACGACUUUUUGACCGGAUUUCCCGUUUUGGUGGUGAGUUUUGCAAGCCUCAAGUAUGACACCUCUUAUACCUGGAUGGUGUUAUGUUUCCUAUGGUGUUCCAUAGUGCAGUCCAUUCUUCUGCCAUUGUUCCUUUGGGCUUGUGACCGCUACAGGGCUGAUGUAAAAAGUGUCUGGGAAAAAUGUGUAGCUAUCAUGUCCAAUGAUGAAAUAGAUGAAGAAAACAGUCAGGAUGGAGCAAUUCAUCCUGAAUCUUUCUAUGAAAGGCCCUAUGAUUAUAACUGCACCACUGAAAUCCUGACAGUGGAUCGCAUUGCCAAGUAUGACUUUUCAGCAUUGGAAAGGGGAGUACCACAGGUGUACCCAAUGAGAGAGAUGCAAGAGGAUAAGAUGCAGUAUUUACAGGUUCCUCCAACCAGACGCUACUCCCAUGAUGAGUCAGAUAUGUGGGCAACAAACCCAAUCCCUUCAUAUCUUCACAGAUGGGGGUCUUCAGAGGACAUCACAGGAGUACUGCACUACAGCUCCCCCAGGCACGAGAGGAGGCGAAGCAGCCUGCUCUCCCAAAAUGAUGAAUGUGCUUCUUUCCAUAAAAGAAGGAAGUCUGUGGAUAGCGUCUUAUCUCUAAAGCAGCAACCCAGGGAGGAAUAUUUUGCGGAUGACUUAAAAUGUUUCAGCCGCGAUGAAAUAAUAAAUUACAUCGACGAAUCUCCACUCCCUAGUCCAAUGAAGACCCCGCUGAGAUCAUCUUCCAUAUCCCUAAUCCCAGAAAAAUACGAACAGUAUUCAGUCGCGUUUUCCUAUUUUCCGCUAACCAAUUUUGAGAAGGAGCCUCAUGUUCUCCGUCGGUUAUCGGAGGGCAAGGAAUGCAUCUUCACAGGGGUCACUAGGCCCAAGGAAUAUUUGCCGAGUAUUUUUCCCAGUGACCCUACCACGGCUCAAAAGAACGCAGAGACCUGCAUUCAGGCUCAUGACAAUCUGGCCGCAAAUGUCAACCCCAGCAUUAAGGAGGAAGCCUCCAGGAACUGUCGGACAGAUCUAUGUGUCUCCUGGGACAAUCAGGAAAAACUCACCAAAGUGGAAAGCAAAGGGAGCACAAACAGUUUUUUAAGCUCGCCUUCUGCUUCUUCGGGCUACGUGACUUUUCACUCUGAUUCCAUCGGAUCUGCAUCCUAGGAGCGAGUCUAGAGCCUCCCCUGCCCCCAACCCCCUCAAAAAAAAAAACAAAAAAAAAUGGUGUUUCUACGUUUGUUUUGUACCACGGGAAUUUUAUAAUUCACCCACGAGGAAAUAAGUCAAGCACCAAAGAAUCAGGCAAAUAUCUUCAUGUCUUCUGAUGGUAGAAAAUCAAAUCUUUUAGAGGGUAGAGAGGGAAUUGUCUGGAAAAAUAUGACAUUAAGUAAUGUCUGCAUGUCAAUACUACUGACCCUUGCUUUCUAUUUUAUUAAAUUUUUAAAAGAAUAAUUUUUAAGAGGCAACAUUAAAAGCAGGUAUUCCUGCAGGACCGAGCGUGUUUGGUGCCAUUUAGGUUGUAGGUUGGGGGUUGGGUGGGGAGGGGAAGAGAAAGUGGUUCUUAGAUUGCUUAUAUUUUUUAAAACAUUCAAACUGUAAAAUGAUUUCUCCACUGGGGGUAAUUCCAGGUCAUGUCUGUCUAUUUAUGCACUUUGGGCAUUCGGUGUGUUCUGUUGGUAUUUUGUUACAGCUGAUGAUUUUCUUAACAAAUACAGGACAAUGAAAUUGUUUCUGGUAGAGUGGGGUGGGUGGAAGGGGAUAGAAGGUCACUUCUAUGAUUAUUUUUCCUGUGUAUUUUGCGUUUGUAAAAUUGGUGUCAUAUAUUGGCAGCGUUGCUGUUGCCUUGCAAAAAUGGACAUUGGUUUCUCUUGGUCCCCGUAAAGUUGUCCUAAAAUUUAAUAGUAACAAAUGUUUUCUUAACAGUAUUUGCAAUGGCCGUUGUCCUUGAACAGAACCAGGGCCUGUGUUGUUUAUAUUAAAAACCUACUUCAA
Molecule: messenger RNA, 3374 nt
Organism: Carcharodon carcharias (great white shark)
Lineage: Eukaryota; Metazoa; Chordata; Chondrichthyes; Lamniformes; Lamnidae
Product: probable G-protein coupled receptor 153
Exons: 7
Coding region: 585-2546 (653 amino acids)
Biological process (GO): G protein-coupled receptor signaling pathway
Cellular component (GO): membrane
Molecular function (GO): G protein-coupled receptor activity
Source: RefSeq, a predicted model, not a curated record